Molecule: messenger RNA, 1941 nt
Organism: Schizophyllum commune H4-8
Lineage: Eukaryota; Fungi; Basidiomycota; Agaricomycetes; Agaricales; Schizophyllaceae
Exons: 7
Coding region: 1-1941 (646 amino acids)
Source: RefSeq, a predicted model, not a curated record
AUGGCUCUCUGGGCCGCGCGUCUCGUUAUCGACGCGUUGCUCGAGCCGGAGGGUGUCGCGACGCUCGGUGACAUGAAGGCUUUGCUUGCGAAUGUGCAGAACAACGCGUCUAAACUUGAACCUGACCAUCACCUCGACCUGGGCGCCACAUCGCUCUCGAUACUCAUGGACGUCGACAGCUACUACCUAGAACAAGAUGAGCGCAUGGGCAUGGAGAGUGAGGAGCAGGACGAGAUAAUGGAGUCCCUCAGCGCGUUCGCAAGUGCACCCAAGACGGACCCGGAUACCAGCGUCAACGAUAGCAUCCAUGAAUUCGAUGCCACAAAGUCGCCGAAAACAUUGGCAAAGGCGUUGCCAAAAACCAAAGAACUUACAGAAGAGCGUGAAAAUCUACACAAGAAGGCGAAAAGAAAGAUCGAUGCACACGCUGACUCUGCUCCUCCCACGGCCGUUCAGGAGUCAUCAGUGUCGGACGAUAUCACAUCGUUUUCCAUAGUCGAGGAACGACCGCGAAAGAGGCUCAGAACUCUUGCUAUGAUCGGAGUCAAGCCGAAGAAAACAGCGCCGAAGAAACUGGCCAAGUUGCACAUACCAACAUCCCCUCGAAAGCAACCACCGUCGUCGGACGUGGCGACGUCGCCUAUCGAAGAAUCAAGUGCAUUGAUCGGGCAUGCGUCUGCCGGACCUAGCUCCGCCGCCGCAAAGCCGAAGAGGGGCAGCCUACUCACAGCGCUCGAAGAGAGGAUCGCCAGCGCCAAAAGCUCCGGGAGCCUAGCGCCGCAAGCUACUAUGAAGCGACCGGCAGAUGAGCCUGCAGAGGCAAGUGGCAGCAAGACCAAGAAGACCAAGGAGUCCAAGAGGCCAAAAGAGACCAAGAAGGACAAAGAGUCCUCUCGACGCCACGACUCAUCUCGGAGCAAGCACACGAAAUCUGAGCAGCAACAGCAACAGCCGCCACCACAACCGAAGCCGGCACCGCCUCCCAUACCCACGACAUACGCCGAAUGUGUGCGGCAGAAGAAGAAGGAGAUCCGAUCGGACAUGAAGCAAAACAUCUUCACCGGUAUGGACGUAUUCCUCGUCAUAGACGACGAGGAUAUGGAGGAUGUGGAGGCGAAGGUCCUUUGCCUCGUCCGCUGCGGCGCCCGCCUCAUGGAGCGUUAUAUUCCGGACAAGUGCACGCACAUCAUUUGCGCGUCCGACAAGACCCUCCACCCCUCACUGUUCUACAAACUCCAAGUCACCUCCGUCGACGAGGUCCCCGAACACAUCCCCAUCCUCAACUGGAAGUUCGUCCUCAAAUGCAUUACCAAAUACAAUAAAGAAGAGGGCCCCAUCAUAAAGGCUAGGCAGGAGAAGGCUGAUCUGGAGUGGCGCGGGCUGAAGCGGAAGAACCCCGCACCCGCACUCGUCCCACUUGAGGACCGGCCGCAGGGCUUUUUCUUCCCUCCGCAGGAGGAGUGGCCCAAGUACUCGGCGUGCCCAUGGCGUGGUGAAGGGGCUGCGCAAGCGGUUGGAGGAGAGCCGAGACAGCGGGCAUUGAGCUACGCGUCGAGCGAGGCGUCCGAGUCCAGCUUUUCAUCGCCCUCUGGUGCUACGCCAGGGGCUGCCUCUCGUGCUACGUCCGAGGCUGCUUCUGGCGCGGACGAUGCGCCGGAGGGGAAGGCAGGCAAUCAAGAGGUCGACCCACUGGUCCCUUUCUACGAGCAGGCGAAGGAUGACCGCGCGAAAGAAUACGAAGAAGAACAUGGGUUUCCGCCGCCCGGCGAUUUGUGGGAUCUCGAGCCAGACGAGGACGAGGACCUGGAUGUUCCCGUCGUAGGUGAAAAGGGUGACCAGUAUGAUAGGACCGAGGAGACGGAGGACGAAAACGACGUCGAGGACAGUCCGGUGAAGAAGGGGAAGAAGGCGAAGAAGGGCGAAGGCAAGCAGGACCCCUGA